ACGCCGGAAGACCGGGUGCGUGCGGUAGCUGGGCCCAGCGGCCGCCUCUUCGGCCGCCGGGGCAUCUGUUGCGUCCCCGGCGGCUUCGUGGGGCUCUGAGGGAGCUGCAGCCUCUUCCAUUGCACCUUUUGCCCCCUGAAACGGUGCCAAGACGUGUCCGGUGCCCCCUGCGUGCGGGCUUGAAGCCCGGAGGCCAAGGAGCCGUCCCGGAGCUCCAGACGGGAAGGUGCCUGCAACUCAGAUAGGAUCAUAUUCAUCCUUGGACCCUCCAGCCCUCUCACCAGGACACCUGGGACGCCUGCAUCUUCACUCCCAGCUGAUUGGUUAAGGAGCUGUCUGGGGGGGAGACUCCUGAGCCAGUGUGCCAAUGACAGUCCCUCGAAGCACGCAUCCUGCCUGAAAUCUCAUUAGAGCGGAACGGGCUUCUGUGGAGCGCAGCGGCCUGGCGCCCAGACAGCAGCAUCUCGACUGCAAUCAGCACAGCGCAGCCGGCCGGCGGGCACAGCCUGCGAGUGUCCUGGUGCCAGGUGCCAGGUGCCGUCCUAGGAACCGGAAAUACCGCAUGAGCCAACCCGACCUGCUGCAGCUCUGGUGGGACUGAUAGGGCUCCGCUGAUGAUGAAAGAAGCAAGGGAAGCAUAUGUGCCCGUGGAAGAAAAGAACCUGACACGGCAGGGAGAGAGGCAGGUGUUUGACUUCAGGUCAUGUAGCCGUGAAGGAGCCCGAGGGACUGAGCAGGGGCUGCAGAGUGGCAGGAGUCCAGGUGCAGUGCUGACCUAGGAGAACAUGGCGCCAGGUGGCGGUGACGAGAGAACAGACUCCCAGCCCUGGCUCUGGGGCAUGGACGGAGGGAGGAAGACAGUCUCUUAGUUGGUGCCAUAAACAUCAGAUGGAUGGUUUCUAGCCUGCUCCCCAACCCCCCCUCGGCCGAGUGCUGGGCGGCCCUCCUGCGCGAGCCCAUGACGCUUGAUAUGGACGCGGUCCUGUCAGACUUCGUUCGGUCCACGGGGGCAGAACCUGGUCUGGCCAGAGACCUGCUGGAAGGCAAAAACUGGGACCUGACGGCCGCCCUGAGCGACUAUGAGCAGCUCCGGCAGGUGCACACGGCCAACCUCCCGCACGUGUUCAACGAGGGCCGGGGUCCCAAGCCGCCCGAGCGCGAGCCAGCCCAGCCCGGGCACAAGGCGGAGCGGGCCUGCCUGCCAAGACAGGACGACAUCGCCCAAGAAAAGCGCCUGUCCCGGGGCAUCUCCCACGCCAGCUCGGCCAUCGUGUCCCUGGCGCGGUCCCACGUGGCCAGCGAGUGCAGCAGCGAGCAGUGCCCCCUGGAGAUGCCCAUCUACACCUUCCAGCUGCCGGACCUGAGCGUGUACAGCGAGGACUUCAGGAGCUUCAUCGAGCGGGACCUGAUCGAGCAGGCCACCAUGGUGGCCCUGGAGCAGGCAGGUCGCCUGAACUGGUGGUCCGCGGCGUGCACCAGCUGCAAGCGGCUCCUUCCCUUGGCCACGACAGGCGACGGGAACUGCCUCCUGCACGCAGCCUCCCUGGGCAUGUGGGGUUUCCACGACCGCGACCUGGUCCUGCGGAAAGCGCUGUACACCAUGAUGCGCACGGGGGCCGAGCGGGAAGCCCUGAAGCGGAGGUGGCGGUGGCAGCAGACGCAGCAGAACAAGGAGUCAGGGCUGGUGUACACCGAGGAAGAGUGGGAGCGCGAGUGGACGGAGCUGCUCAAGCUGGCCUCCAGCGAGCCGCGCACGCACUUCAGCAAGAACGGCGGCGGCUCGGGCGGGGGUGUGGACAACGCCGAGGACCCCGUGUACGAGAGCCUGGAGGAGUUCCACGUGUUCGUCCUGGCCCACAUCCUGAGGAGGCCCAUCGUGGUCGUGGCCGACACGAUGCUGAGGGACUCGGGCGGGGAAGCCUUCGCCCCGAUCCCGUUCGGAGGGAUCUACCUGCCCUUGGAGGUGCCUCCCAACCGGUGCCACUGCUCCCCCCUGGUCCUCGCCUACGACCAGGCGCACUUCUCCGCCCUGGUGUCCAUGGAGCAGCGGGACCAGCAAAGGGAGCAAGCCGUGAUCCCGCUGACGGACUCGGAGCACAAGCUGCUGCCGCUGCACUUCGCGGUGGACCCGGGAAAGGACUGGGAAUGGGGCAAGGACGACAGCGACAACGCGCGGCUGGCGCACCUGAUCCUGUCGCUGGAGGCCAAGCUGAACCUGCUGCACAGCUACAUGAACGUGACGUGGAUCCGGAUCCCCUCGGAGACGCGGGCCCCGCUGGCGCAGCCGGAAUCCCCGACGGCCUCGGCGGGCGAGGACGUGCAGUCCCUGGCCGACUCCCUGGACUCGGACCGCGACUCGGUGUGCAGCAACUCCAACAGCAAUAACGGCAAAAACGGCAAGGACAAGGAGAAGGAGAAGCCGCGCAAGGACAAGGACAAGACCCGCGCCGACUCCGUGGCCAACAAGCUGGGCAGCUUCAGCAAGACGCUGGGCAUCAAGCUGAAGAAGAACAUGGGCGGCCUGGGCGGCCUGGUGCACGGCAAGAUGGGCCGCGCCGGCUCCGCCAACGGCAAGAGCGGCGGCGGCGGGGACGCGCCCGAGCGCGCCAAGGACCGGAAGGCCAAGUCGCGCAAGGGCAGCAAGGAGGAGUCAGGCACGUCGGCCAGCACCUCGCCGUCGGAGAAGACCACGCCGUCGCCCACGGAUAAGGACAAGGCGGCGGGCGCGUCGCCAGCGGACAAGGGCGGCGGGCCGCGGAGCGACUCCUGGAAGUACAGCACCGACGUCAAGCUGAGCCUCAACAUCCUGCGCGCCGCCAUGCAGGGCGAGCGCAAGUUCAUCUUCGCGGGCCUGCUGCUCACCAGCCACCGGCACCAGUUCCACGAGGAGAUGAUCGGUUACUACCUGACCAGCGCGCAAGAGCGCUUCAGCGCCGAGCAGGAGCAGCGCCGCCGCGAGGCCGCCACCGCCGCUGCCGCCGCAGCCCCGGCCACCGCCAAGCGGCCGCCCCGCAGGCCCGAGCCCGAGGGCGCACCGGCCUCCGAGCGCGCAUCGCCCGGCCCGCCGGCUGGGCCUCCCACGCAGCUGGUGCUCAAGUUCAAGGAACGCCCGAGCCCAGGACCAGCGUCGGGCACGCGGGCUGCGCGCGCAGCGGCUGGCGGCACGGCCUCCCCGGGCCCUGGGGGCACACGGCGUGCCGGUGCCAGCGGACCCGUCCCCGGGCGCAGCCCCCCGGCGCGCCAGAGCAUCAUCCACGUGCAGACCGCAGGCGCGCGGGACGAGACGUGCGCCCCGGCUGUGGGUGCGCUGCGGCCAUGCGCCACGUACCCGCAGCAGAACCGCUCGCUGUCCUCGCAGACCUAUAGCCCCGCGCGCGCCGCCGCCCUGCGCACCGUCAACACCGUGGAGUCGCUGGCGCGUGCCGUGCCCGGGGCCCUGGCAUGCGCGGCGGGGGCGGCCGGCGCGGCCGAGUCCAAAUCGCAGACCUACACCAACGGCUUCGGCGCCACGCGCGACAGCCUGGAGUUCGCGGACGCCGAUGCGCCAGCCGUGCGCUCGAACAGUGAGGGUGGCCGUGGCGGCGGGCCGGGCCCGGCGCAGCAGCGGUGCCAGCGGGAGAACUGCUCCUUCUACGGGCGCGCGGAGACCGAGCACCUGUGCUCCUACUGCUACCGGGAGGAGCUGCGGCGGCGGCGCGAGGCGCGCGGGGCCCGGCCCUGAGCGCGCGCCCCGGGAAGGACCGCUUUCCAUGCGCUCGGUGUCUUUUUUUUUUUUUUUACGCGCCCUGGUCACCCGGAAGGCCGGCCGGCGACCCCCGUGUCAGUGUCGUGUACGUACGUGUCGGGUCCCACGUUCCUACUGGUGCCUGAACCUACACUGACGCCACUCAGGUAGUAGACGGAUAGGAGACAAGUCAUACCGCCGGCAGUGGGUGCGCGCGCUCGCGUCCGCCUCGUCCCGUGGACACUCAUAGCCAUUGCAAGAGUAUUUUUGUUCCGAAAUAAAGGAAAUUUGCAGCCCUUUGUUUUUAGAAGGGAGUGUUUUACAUGCUUUUAUUUUUAUUUUUCCCUUUUUCCUAAGUCAGCCACUGACCUCUUCCAUGCAGUGGUCACGUGUGUGCGCUCGGGACCACCCGGAUGGAGAAGCGAAGGCGCGCGAGGCUCGGGACUGCGUGGUCGCCCCUCCGUGGUGGGCGCCACCUGCUUCCCCUCCCGGGUCCCUGGAGGAGAGGAGGCACUUGGCCUCGCGCCCACGCCCUGGUGGUUCCCUGCGGCCCUUUAGGCUCCAUCUCAUAAGCAACACCUCCCCCCACAGGGCCCCGCCCCCGCUGGAGCACCACUCACACUGCCAUUGGCCUCGGGCGCCGCCGCUGUUAGGAUGGGCACCGGACAACCUACCUCGCAGGGCGUGGGUGAGGUGUAGCGAUGGCCCCGGGGAUGGGCGGCUCAGGCGGCAGGAGCUGCAAAGACACCUUAGGUCCAAAAAGCAAGGUUCUGAACUGCCCACUUGGAGUUGCCCGCCUCCGAGCAAGGACGCCAGCCUGCUGCCCCAUUUCUCCUCCGAAGACACUUCCGUGCAGGCCUGUGGCUGCCCCAGGGGAGAGGCGAGGCACCGACCCUCUGGUCACUGUGGCAGCCCCCACCAGGCGAGGCUGCUGGGACACCAGGCUGCGCCCCUUUCCCACGGGGAGGAAGCCCACCCCCACCCCACCCGCAUCUGUCUGGGUUCAGCCAGUACAGGACAGCCAUUCCUAUUGGGGGGCGGGGGAGCUCCUCAUCCACAGGCUAGGGGUCCCCCUGCCUGCGGCUCCACACCACAUGGAGGGCGCAGCCCCCUCCCUGAGCGGUCCCCUCUUUUUGGUGCCUCCUACAUUUCUUGAGGAAAAAAACAAAACAAAACAAAAAAAAAUGUGUCCUUAGCUAUAGCCUGUUUUGCGCAGCAAUAUGCAGCCUCUUGCGCCCAAGAUUACCUCUGGAGAUUGCGCCCCUGGUCCAGGACGCAGCGUCCACCCUGCCUCGCGGAGGGGAGCCCUUGUUUCCAAGGGAGACGGAGAAGAUGGGGGAGUCCUCGCCAGCCUCUCAGGAGGGCCUCCGGGAACCCUCAAACCGGACACGCACAGAGUGUACCCUCAGGACGGGCAGGAGGCAGACCAGCUCGCCAUCAGCCAGCGUCUCCUCCAGAAAAGGACGCUAAUCCCGGACAUAAAGAGCAGCAAAAAAAAAAUUAUAUACACAUAUAUAUAUAUAUAUACACACACGGGGAGGGGGUAUUUUUUACUUGUUUGAAGAAUUAUAAUAAACUAAUUUGAGUAUC
Myotis myotis is the source of this 5314-nucleotide messenger RNA. It is a transcript of the gene OTUD7A, whose product is annotated as OTU deubiquitinase 7A. Bases 893 to 3721 code for a protein of 942 amino acids. Gene Ontology annotation, cellular component: cytoplasm; nucleus. The transcript is spliced from 17 exons. The record is from RefSeq and is a predicted model, not a curated record. Gene Ontology annotation, molecular function: cysteine-type deubiquitinase activity; DNA binding; K63-linked polyubiquitin modification-dependent protein binding. NCBI's taxonomy places the organism in Eukaryota, Metazoa, Chordata, Mammalia, Chiroptera, Vespertilionidae. Gene Ontology annotation, biological process: protein deubiquitination involved in ubiquitin-dependent protein catabolic process; protein K48-linked deubiquitination; protein K63-linked deubiquitination.